Messenger RNA from Drosophila takahashii, 1689 nucleotides. Lineage: Eukaryota; Metazoa; Arthropoda; Insecta; Diptera; Drosophilidae. The record is from RefSeq and is a predicted model, not a curated record.
UUUCGAGUUGUGUAAAAUUCCAAGCGUUAAAUUCUGUAUAUUCAGUGUUGUCCUAUUAUUAUGAGGAGUCUCAGACGUGGCAUCACCUCAGCGACCGCUGGUGGUUUCCGAAGGAUUUCACCAAAUCUCCUGGGUCAAAACUUCAGUUCUCUUCCUUCAUGGUGUCCACCUCUUCAACAGCCUUCAAACAACUUUGUGAAAAACAUGGGAGCAAGCCAUAAGUAUGGAAACUACUUGAGAUUUAUUGAGGAUCCCGAACUACCCAAACUGAUAAAACUUUAUGAUCGAGUUUGCCGCGACUGUCAUAAAAAACCCGUUGGCUCGACAAAGCUUAGGAGGUCUGAGUUAGAUGAUCCGCCGAAGAAACAUCGGCACAAAAGCUAUUUUCCCAAAUAUACCACCGGUAUUGGGAAAAUACCUUUUGGUUCUAUUAAGCUUAAGAGGUCGGAGUUAGAUAAUCUGGCACGGAAGUAUUGGAACAAAGGUAAUUCUUCCAAAUUUACCAUAGAUGUUGGGAAUAUGGAUUUUCCCAAGGACUUCAUAGGUGUUCGGAGAAUACCUAUUAACAGCAAUCGGAAUUCUGUAGAAAAGUCGCAGCUCCCAGCACUGGAGUCAAAAAGAAGUAUGGAUUCUGUGGAGCGUUUCCUACAAAAUUUUAGAUCUAGUAAGAUAAGAGAGUCUUUAAAAAUAGGUCCCAAGAGUAUAAAUUCAAGCCCACAUGCUCUCAAAAACUCGCGAUUGAAUCUUUCUAAAAUAGCGAGUAUGAAAUCUAGCUCGCAUUUUCUCAAAAACUCUCAAUUUAAAUCUGCUUCUGCCAAAGUAAGUGAUGAUGAGAUUUCCAAAAAAUCAAUCAACGAUGAUAACUCGGACAAAGAAGAAACCUUCAACCGUAACAGCAUGGAUUUCAGAGGUUUUUUACAAUCGGACAAUGUAUCCACCCUAUCCUGGCUCCCAAGGAUAGAGUUCUCCAAUAUCAAUCCCGGGCCCAUCGAUCUCAUCCAUUUCGGUCCCAUCGAUAUAGAGACGCACAAAAGAGAUUUCUUAACCUUGCAUAAAGUCAAUCCUGCUGGCAAAAGGGGCUGGUACAAAAUUCCUUGGCCAAAUUCUUUUGAACCCAGGAAAAGAAAUGCAAGGAUAGAUGAUCGGCAAAGCGCUUUAGCGAAGGGACGUCUUUUGACCAAGAAGCUGUUGGAGAAAACUGAUUCUCCCCCUAGAAGGGUGUUCUAUUCUCGAAAACUCUCUAAAUACCAUUCCUUUAGAUUUGAAAUCUGUCCAAGAAAGCGCAGAACACCAAGAAAAACGGUUUCUUGUCAAACGGAAGUUAACCGAAAUACCUGUGAACUAUGUGAUAUCUGUCGACUGAACAGUCAGCCCGAUGAACCAUUCAUGGUUGAGAUGAAAAAGCGCCAGAAUCGCGAAGCGUUGAAGAGUUACUAUCUUAAGAUGAACAAAAGGAGCAAGGAAUGCUGUAAAGAAAAAGUUUCGGGUAAGGAACCAGUCUUUAAGCCUUCAGCACUAAGGAUCAGUUCCACAUUGACCAGCUCAUCAGAACCCAACACUAGUUGCAAGUCGAAUCUUAGCGGGAUGCGCCACCAAUUGGAGCAAUGUCUGGACAUGCUGAGCCUAUGUGGCCGCCUUAUCGAGGAUCGUUUGCGACUUUCCAGGAUAGAAACAAGGUGCCGGCCCUGA